UGGCAAACAAGAUGGCGGCGCCCAUGUGCGAGGCGGCCUCAGCCCUCCCGCUCCCGCACCAGCAGCAGGAGAAGGAGGAGGAGGAGGACGGGUCGGACCUGGAGCCACUGCUCAUGGAGGAGCAUUUUAGUGGGGUGCUGAAUGACAAUAUCAUAGCUGAAGCCCUGUACAAGCUGGGCCGUUCAGCGCUUGGCACCGAAUACGUUUACCUUAACCUGUCGCUUUCGGGCCGUAAUUUAAGCGACAUUAACAUUCUCUCCAGAUACGUUCACCUAGAGAAGUUGGAACUUUCACACAAUAAAAUUAAUGAUCUGUCUUGUGUCAGUCACAUGCCUUACUUACUGGAACUUGAUGCUUCCAAUAAUGAGUUGACUACAUACUUCGAUUUCAAACCUCCUAAGAGUCUCAAGGAGGUAGAUUUUUCAUACAACCAAAUAUCUGCAAUGCGAGAUUUGUCUGCAUACCAGUUACUUACCAAACUCAUACUGGACUAUAAUAACAUAGAGGAGAUCAAAGGGCUAGAGAAAUGCCGAAGCUUGAUUCAUCUUAGCUUGGCACACAACCGGAUCGCUACAAUCAAUGGUCUUAAAAACUUACCUAUCAAAACACUCUGCUUGAGAGCUAACCAGAUUGAGAAGAUAACUGGUUUGGAGGAACUGAGAACUCUCCAGCAUUUGGAUUUAUCCAGUAAUAACAUCAGUAGCCUUGGAGGUUUGGAGGAGCACUAUCUACUAGAGGUGAUCAAUCUGGAGGAUAAUCAGAUUGCUGAUCUGGGUGAGCUUGAAUAUAUUGAAGACCUACCUCUCCUUAGAGGCUUAAAUCUGUUAAACAACCCAGUGCAGUGCAGCUUAAAUGUUUGCAGAUGUAAAAAGAGAACAGUGCAUCAUUUCUCAUAUUUCUAUCAGGAACAAACAGAAUAUUGGCUCUUGGUGAUUUUCAUGUUGCUCCGUUUAACAGAGCUGGAUAACAAGAAGAUUACAGUGGAAGAAAAGGUUGCUGCGGUGAAUAAAUAUGACCCUCCUCCAGAAGUGGUUGGUGCAAAAGAUCAUAUGACCCACAUAAUGUACAGCCUGAUGCAGCCACAGAGGAUCUUUGACAGCACUUUGCCUAGUCUUGAUGCUCCCUACCCCAUGCUGAUAUUUGUUGGGCCUGUGGCCUGCGGGAAGCGGGAACUUACUCACAGAAUCUGCAGACAGUUCAAUAAUUUCUUCAGAUACAGUCCCUGUCAUACCACGAGAGCGCCCUAUUUUGGAGAAGAAAACAGACUUGAUUUCUACUUCGUUUCUCAGGAAGCAUUUGUUAAAAUGGUGAACAUGGGGAAAUUUAUUGCAACCUAUAAAUAUAGUGGCUAUUACUAUGGCCUAGGAAGAGAGACUGUAGAAUCAAUUGCCAGAGAGGGACUUGCAAGUUGUGUUCAUUUGGAAAUAGAGGCUGUGCGAAGCUUGAAAAAUUCCUACUUUGAACCGCGAUAUAUCCUGCUCGUACCAAUGAAUAAAGAGAGAUAUGAGGGACAUCUGCGGAGGAAAGGGAUAUUCAGCCGGCCAGAGAUUGAGGAGGCCAUCACCAGAGUGGACAUGUAUAUCAAAAUAAAUCAGGAUUCUCCAGGAUAUUUUGAUGCAAUAAUUGACACGGAUGAUCUUGACGAGGCAUACACAAAACUGAGCCUCAUUAUAAAGGAGUAUCUAGGUUUGGAGCAACCUUCGUUCUCUGAUGGCAAUCUGUACUUGGACAGCAGAUCCAUAAGAGGUGCUAGAACACCAUCCACUGGAGAUCACAGAACGCCAACUGGUGGAGAGACUACUAAACUAGCCCAUCCUUCUGCCCUGGGUGAAUUCUUGAGCUCAUCAGCCAGAAACUCUGCUGCUAGGAUCUCAGCUCACCUCUCCGCACAGAAAACGCCAGUGGAAGAAGCUUCUCUGCAACGGCGACGUGAAGCAGCACAUCGGGCUCUGAACGGGAAGGCUCCCAGUGCAUACGCCCAGCUGUUUCAAAGUGAUCAUGCGAGUACCACAGCCGCAGCCAGCCCGCGCCAACAGUUGCUGGAGCCUCCAGCACGCUCUUCUUUGUUCCCAAGUGGAAGUAACGUCACUGAAGACCGGAGCCUUUCUCCUGCUAGCCCAGACUCCAGAACCAGUAAAAUCAAAAAUCAUACCGGCUCCAAAGAGUCAUGUACCAGUACUGGGUUAUCCAUAAUCUCCUCGGCGCAUGCAUUCUCUAUGGAAAGCCUGUCUGUCCCAUCCCCAGCUCCCAGUGCUAGGUAUCCUGAAGACACCAACACUGCGCACACAGACAUAGGAGGAAUUGGGAAUGGAAUAGCAAAUAUGAAAGACACUGAACCAUCGAGUGACAGUCUUGAGAAAAAAGCCAGCAGAUCCAAGUCCAGUUCUCGUGUGCCCCAGGUCACAAACCGGCCAGGCUCUGACACCAAACCUGUCCUACCUCCCAUCCCGUCGGGGCGGAAGAAGACCAAGCCUUGAGGACUGGCACUAGCUGAGAUCUUGCCUUGAUCGUGCUGAUCCCUUCAGUCUAACCUGAACGCUGAUUUUUCACAUGGUUCCUCCCUUGACGCAAGGAAAAGCCUAUCCUAGAAUAUUAUAUUCCUAAAUCCAUUUCUGAUUAACUCUGAAGAGCUCUUCUUUCUCCAAAAUAAGUUAUUUAUUUAUAACUUUAUUAAAAAGUAAUUUUUGCUUUUCCCAGAGCUAGAAAUUAUUUCCCUAGGUGCUCCUGGCUUAGAAACGAUGCAGGCUUUUUUUUUUUUUGAAGCCCCACGUGCCCAGAUCUUCCAGGGACUUUUUUAAUGUUUCUGUUUCACAGACUUAAUUGAGAUGUUGAAGCUCGGAGGCCUUGAUAAUAACGUCAGUUAUAGUGUAAAACUAUGGAAUUAUUUUUUGUUAAGGAGGAUUUAAUGCGACACUCUGGUUUAAGUGGGAAGGGGAAACUACUCCAUUCCAAGGCAACUUUUCAUAGAAGCUGUUUCUUUGAGAAGUGAAAAGUUGUUCUUUGACAUGCAAAUAUAUGAAAAUAAAUAAUACAAAAAAGGAAUCAUCAGACAGAAACGUUAAUUAGUGUGAUUUUUACUAACAUUUUAACUAUUACCUAAUUAUGCUGAGGGUGCUUUGGGCACUGUAAAGUAGAAGCAGAGUGUCCAUAUACCAAUGCAUAGAUAUAACUAAUAACUCCAUAUGCCAAAAAAUAAAAAUAAUAAUAUUCUAAAGACUUAAUGUUAUUACAUGAUAUGACUGUAGAUAUCCUCGACAAAUAACAGUUGCCCACCCCAUUAUUCUGAAGGCAUAGUUGAUAUGGCUCUUUACAUUGUACCGUCAAGGUGGGACACCUCUUUGCAAAAGUGCGAAAAGAGAUGAUCCGUUACACUAGCAUUGAUUAAAGUGUGUAGAGUUGCUCUGGGUUUAUGUCAAAGUAGCUGACUGGCCCAUAUAAAUAUGUAGAUAAAUGCUUUGUGUGGUUUUCAAAAGUACCUCAUGAUUAGGGACCAAACUCCCAUCAAAAUCGGUGAGAAUCUCCAGCAUGCACUCGGCCUGCUACGAUGCUUUACUAAACCCCACUACAGAUCCAUCUGUAUCAUCAGCUGCCCAAAUAUCUUUGCAAGUCUGUGUCCUACGGCCAUACCUGGUCCACUGCCAACUCGCACUGUGACCUUGAGCAAGUCAACUUACUUUCUAGGUACAUCUGUUUCAGCAUUUUACAAGUGGGGAUAAUUUUACCGACCUGUGUCUUGCUACUGAUACUAGGAUUGCUUAAUGUGUAUGACGUACUUUGAGGUCCUGGCUCAAUUAUCACUGUUGUUAUAAUGUUGUAAUAAUAAGCAAGGAGAAACGGCCCCAGCGCUUGGUUCUGUAAUGUCCUUAUUUGUUCUGAGACUAUUCUGACUAGCGCUCAUUAAGCAAGGACAGGAGGCAAUGAAAGACAUCUCCCACACUCAUGUCUGUUUGCUUUUCCAUCUGAUGUCCUAGGCAUAAACUCCCUGUGUCAGUUCAUCAGAUUCCUCUCGAACGCUUCUUCGGCCCCCACCAAAUGUUAUUCACUUUUAUAAAUAACAGCACUAAAAACUCCAGCCUCGAUGCUGUUCUU
Messenger RNA from Gavialis gangeticus (Gharial), 4089 nucleotides. RefSeq names its product leucine rich repeats and guanylate kinase domain containing (gene LRGUK). Lineage: Eukaryota; Metazoa; Chordata; Crocodylia; Gavialidae. The transcript is spliced from 21 exons. Gene Ontology annotation, cellular component: cytosol. The coding region runs from base 12 to 2477 and encodes 821 amino acids. The record is from RefSeq and is a predicted model, not a curated record. Gene Ontology annotation, molecular function: protein binding; GMP kinase activity.